CAGCUCGUGGCUAGGGGCGGGCAGGGACCGCCAAGUAGCCUCCGGAGGCCAAACUAGGUCCGCGGUGGCCCUACUCCCCGGAGGGACGGUCUGGUAAGAUCUGGCCCCGGGCUUUUUCACCUACACCAACCUGGAAGGUUGAUAACACACAGACCCUGCCUUACUGCGUUCUCCUACUUCUCAGUGACACUGAUGAACAAUGGGCUGCCUGGCAGAGCCCCCACACUUUCCCCUUUGCCAUUGCCAUCCUCAUUUUCAAACAGGAGCACAUACUCAGACCGCCUCACUGCCUCAUUCUUGUAGCCCUGAGCACCUGGGGGAUCUGGACAUGCUAACUAAGGAACCUAGGCCGCGGGUGGUGGACCAAAAAGGUGGCUAUAUAUUGGAGUUGUUCUAUGUCCCUUUCAGUUUGUUUUAGCCAUAGAGUAACACAGAAACCAGAACUCAGUGGUCCUGGCAGCUUAUCUGGAGGAGUUCCAGGCCCUGGGAGACUUGGGACUGUAUCUGUAACAGCUCCCAGCUGGGUGGUCGCCCCCAAACAGGUGAGCCAGCUCCCAGAGUACAUGUCCUCCUGAUCACAGUGGCCAUGUGAUGGCCUGGUGGUGGGUGGACAGGUUUCAGACAUUCUUCAUCAGAGCAAUUUGGAGCAUUUUGCCUGAUCUGCACAGUAGUGUAUUUUUUUUCUUUAAUAUUUUGGUGGUUGCCAUCAUUUACAACUUAUAAAAUUUAACAAAAAUAGCCAAAUUCGAGGCUUCUCUUGAAAAACAUAUGACAUAUUAAUACCAGGCCUUAAUUCCCAAUUAAAUUAAUAGGAAUUAAAGGUCACGUCAGAUAGGUCAGGUACUUUCAAGGCAACAAAUUUGUCCUGGUUUUAAAAUAGUCUUUCGUUCCCAACUUUCUCAGUUCUGGGCAAAUGAGGACACUUGGUCACCUAGGCACUUUGAAUUGGUUGUUAGUACUUUUCAUUUCCAACCUUCUUCAUUCAUUUAGAUUACUUACCUGGUUCUUUUUGAGUUUGAGACUAUUAAAUGAUAUUUUUUUCAGAAAGAUAAGAUCAUGACUUUCAUAAGAAUAUAAAAAUUAACUUGUUAAAGAUUUUCUUUUAGGGCUUGGGGUUGUGGCUCAGUGGUGGAGCACUUGCCCAGCAUGUGUGAGACACUGGGUUCGAUUCUUAGCACCACAUAUAAAUAAAUGAAUAAAAUAAAGGUCCAUCAACAUCUUAAAAAAUAUUUUUUUAAAAAAAUUUAUAAUGCAGAAGUCAGAAGAUGUUAUAAUUGGUUCAAAAGAGAAUCCCGGGAGGGAAAAUGGACAGUUAGUGUCUAGUGCAUAUGGAGUUUCAAUUUGCAAAGAAAAUUGAAAAAAAAUAGGAGUGAUGGAUGUACAAUAAUGUGAAUGUACUUAAUGCCAUUUAAAAUGGUUAAAAUGGCAAAUUUUAUGUUAUGUACCUUUUAGCACAAUUUAAAAAACCAGAAUCCAAAGAACAUACCCAUUUACAAUUUGGGAAUAUUAAAGCCACACUACUUUUUCCACAGGUUGGGAUGGAAAACUAUUGGAAUUAUUGUUCAUAAACAUAUUUUACAUGACAUUUUAUUGGUUUGCUACCAUUUCAAAAAACUGUAAAAUAGCUCAAAGUCAAUGAAAAGCUAGAAUCAGAUAAGUGAAAGCUGGAUUCAGAUAAAUUGAAGGUAUAUCCUCUGAACAAUGCAUAGUUCUGUUUUGUUUUCCUCCACAGACUCCCCUGUUUUGGUGAUGAUAAUAAUAAUUAUUAUUAUAAUCUCCAAGAAAGAUUAUUCUUGAUCACAAAAUAAAGCUGGUCCCAUUAGAUUUGAUCUCAUUAUUUACUAAGACACAGCAAGAAUAUUAAUUAACAGAGCUUGUUAAGUUUGCUUUGCCAAAAGUUUUCAUGAGGAAUCCUGGAUUGGACUUUUAAAGUCUUUUCUUAUUUAUUGUCCUGAGGUUAAUAAACCAUACCAAGAAACUGUUUUCACUAGGUUUUACUUGCUGUUCUUAUAACUUUUGGCAAAUGCCUCUCUUUUCAAGGUCCCCCAAAUCUCUUAAGCUUCCUGGAUGCUACAAAUGAUGACAUUCCUUUUUGCCUAUAAGGUUGGGAACUCAGCAAGCUACUUUUCUUGGAAGUGUUUUAUUAGUAUUGGCUCCAAAAGGUAAAACUUAGUUCUUUAAAAGGGGCUGGUUAUAUCUGAUAAGAGAACAUCUUUGUCAAACACAGUAUUCCAGCCAAAGACUUAGUUACAUAACCAAUUUUUCUAAUUAUGUGUCAGUUUUUAAAAAGUCAGAGAGGAACAGGGAACAGAUUCUUAUUGAACCUUUGCAAAUAGUCAUAUUACCAUGAAAAACAAGAAGAACCAAUAGAGUUUCUGAAUUCUUAGGAGUUAGAUAGGAAGGAUAAGACAUUUAUUAAUGUUUCAUUUCAAUUUAUAAAAGUGAAGUCUACUAAAUUGUUAUGGGUUGCAGAUCGCCUAAGAAAAAAGACAAAGGUCUUCCUAAUACUUAUAUCCUGGAAAUGGAACAUAACAAAAAUAUUCAAACAUAUGACAGUCAUCCCUCAUUGGUCCAUUUAGUUCCAUAUGAUUAAUUUUUUUGUUCCACACAAUCUUGGGUUAGCAAUCUCAUAAACCCAUCUGUUUUAGGCAAGGUCAAUAGGAUCACAAGUUCAAUGCUAGCCUGGGCAAGUUAGCAAGACCCUGUCUCAAAAAGUAAAAAAGGCAGCUGGGCAUGGUGGUGAUUACCUGUAAUCCCCACUGGCUGGAGAGGCUGAAGCAGGAAGAUCAUAAGUUCAAAGCCAGCCUUAGUAACUUAGCAAAGCCCUAAGGAACUUGGCAAGACCCUGUAUCAAAUUAAAAAAAUAAAUAAAAGAGCUGGAGAUGUAGCCCAGUGGUCAAGCACCCCUGGGUUCAAUCCCUGGAACCAAAAUUAAAUUAAAUUUAAAAAGACCUGGGGAUAUAGCUGGGUCAUAGAACACUCCUCAGCCAAUCCCCAGUACCACGAAAACAGUCGAACACAAAAACAUCCAUUUCUUGAUUAAAGAGUCCAGGAACUCCUAACUCAAUUCAUUAGUGUGUUCUCAAAGUUGCUCAAGUGGUGCCAUCAGAACUCUGUACCCAAGAGUAAGUGCUUGUCAGAAAUAGUUGUUAAUAAAAAAAAAUGGGGGGCUGGGGUUAUAGCUCAGCAAUAGAGCACUCACCUCGCACAUGUGAGGCACUGGGUUUGAUCCUCAGAGCACCACAUAAAAAUAAAUAAAUAAAUAAAUUGUGUCCAUCUUAUUAAAAAAAAUCUUAAAAAGAAAAAAAAAAUUGGCCUAUUUGAUUGCAAAGUCUUUAGGAGGCAUCAGAACAAAAUAAAAACUAUUUGUAGAUGACAUUUAAAAACUGCUAGUCAACUUAUUACUGAUAUUUUUCAAGUAUGAACAGUCUCAUGAGAAUUAUGACAAAAAUAAUUCAACUGACAAGAAAAUUUGUUUGCUUUUGUAGUAUUCAAAACAAAAAGGAGCCAAUACAAAUAACAACAGCAAAAAUCUAUCCAGUGUUUAAAAACAUAAUAAGGCUAAUUCACCACCAUGUACCUCUCUGAGGAGCCUCAGUUUCCUUCACCAGUAAAAAUCAGGUGGUUUUGAAGAUACAUAUGAUAGUCUGUUUAAACAUGUUUGACCUCCAUUGGCUGUUAGAGGGUGCUUGAUGGGUGUUCUUGCUUCCUAAUGAGCAUGGGUUUGGAUUCCUAUCAAGCGUCAAAUGAGAUGUAGUUGUGCUGCAGGUGCAUUAUUGCACUUCACUCUGAGGCCUGCAGAGACAAUUAAGACACGAUCCUAUCUUCUCUGAAGUAAGGGUAAAGCUGGAACAGGUUGUGUACACACAAUCAACAAUUUUUGAAGGGACUGCUUUGUGUAUUGAGUGUCAAAAUGUGAUGUUUUGUAUGUGCCAUGUCUUUUAGAGGUCAUUUGAGUUGAUUUUGAAGAAAACUGCCUUUUUGAACAUGUCUGAUACAUAAGGUAUUAGAGAUUAUAGUAUAAUUUGCUUGGCGUAUAGAAAACCUGAUAAAAUGGUGGCUUUUCAUCUUCAGAGAUGGUAUUACUAUGGCUAAAUGUUAAUCCAAUUUAUCUUUAACCUCUGUUAAACAAAAUAUAGGCUGGAAUGGAGGCAAACAGGAUAAGUACUUACAGUCUGAAAUAAAAUUAGAAACAAACUCUAUAACAACAAAUUCCACUAUUAUGUAAAAUAAUAUAAUAUAUAAUGCACCAAUAAAAAAAAUCUUACUGUUUUCACAUGUCUCCAAGGAGAAUGUUAAAACAGAGGUAAAGAAAAGAGCAUAAGAAGCUAGAGGGUUAUUGGCCCUGGGCCUUGGACUCUGCAUCUAUAAAAUGGGGAUGUAGUAGUAUACUUCAUAAAAUUGUUGUGAAGUUUAAAUGGGGUACUACAUGUACUUAUAUUGGUGCCAGGCUCAUAUUAAGCACUAAGUAAUCAUUAGUUAUCAAUGAUUAUUCUAUUCACUCUUCCUACUAAUAUGUGCCAGGCAUUAUUAAUUUAUAAUUCUUUUAGAACUGCAAGGUAUUAGUUUUUUCAUUGAACAUAUGGGUAAAAUGAAGCACAGAGAAGUUAUGUAGCCAGCCCAGCAUCACAAAUGACUGGUAAAUGACUGAAUUGAAAUUUGGAUCUGGAUUAGUCUGACUCUAAAACCUAUGGUCUUCCCACUGUCCCACCGAUGAUAGUGUGGGGUAGUGACAUGGCCAUUUGGCCUUAGACAAAUCAAUCUCUCUAAGGCUCCAUUUUCUUUACUAUGGAAGGGAAAUGACAAUGUAUCUAAAUCACAGGAUUGGAUGAAAUUAAAUAAGAAACUAUUUAAAACACUUAGCACAGUGCCUAGCAUAUUUAAUAUUUGUUGGGUACUGGAAGAUUUCUGUGAUGGAAGGGAUUCAUUCCCUCUCAGGGGAGAAGGUCAACUUUGACUGAUGGAUCUGGAAGCCAUUACUUAGGGACUAGUAACAAAUGGCUCCGGCCAGCAGGCGCAUAGUGUGUCCAGGAAGCAGCCCCUGGAAGUGAGGCUGGAGGCAGGUGGCAUCUGGUGUUCAGAAGCAGCUCCCUCUAAGCAUGAUCCUAAACUGUGAGGAGCUUCUGCCUGGCAGAUGUUACUGUUCCUCCUCCUCCUAUCAGACCUUCUGUCAUGGUGUUUCUGAGCUACCGAAUGCCAGAAGAUUCCCUAACCCCAGGACUGGCUGGUUCUUUUACUUCUGCGCCAGCAUCUGCAUAGGCAUGUUUGGGGGCAGCUGGCAACAUGGGCAUCUUUUCAGAGGAAUGACAGUGGCUGUUGCUUAUGGGGCUGGGCAUUUUUCUUGGGACCUGUGAGGGGGAACUCGGGAUGUGAAGCCAGUGGGAGGAGGGACCAGGUUGACACAGGAGCUGGAUGAGCAGGAAUGGGUGUGGAGGGGGAGCAGAUUGAACAGGCAAGAUGAGCAGGAGCUGUGAACUCCCACAUUUUCCAUUUUCCCCACACCCUAAUCUUCCCACAAGGGCCAGACAAGAACUAGGCCAAACUGGUGGCUGCAACUAGGACAAAUGAUUCUGCUCUGUGGAGUUUGCUUGGAAGACACAGGAGAAAAAUGUUGGAAUGCACACCCAGAGAAAUACUGUGUAUGCCAGAUACGUCCACAUCCAUUAUACUUCAUUUGAUCCUUAUGACAAUCUUGGGCAGGCAUUCAUUCUCCUUUUCAAAAGAAGAUCAAACUGAGAAGUAGAGAGGCUAAACAAGUUGCUCAAGGUCACAGUAAGUGGCAGAACCAGAUAUGAAAACUCAGCCUCUUUUGGCCUAAGUCUGAUGUCCUUUUCCCUAUUUUGCCAUGGCCCUAGAUUAGAUUUACCCACCCCCCACCCCCCAGAUGCUAUCCAUGUAGCUUUUGCUUGAAUUACUUUCCUGAUUCCUACAAAGAGGUGCUUGGUACAGGCAGCAGAAAGUGCUGCUUAAGAUGAGCUAUGAUGAGCAGAGGCUGCUGUGAGAAGGAAUGAAGGAUCCUGCAGGACCUGGAGGAGCAACCCAUUAUCCACUAAGCCUCCUCCCCCACUGAGCAUGUGACCCUGCAGUCCCUUCCCCCAACUGCUUGUGAGUGCAGUCUGCUUCGCAGCUGCUUUCUGUGUUUCCUCUUCUGCCCUGUUGUUUCCUCUUUCCCUCCUUACAACACAAACUGGUGUGUACCUCACUGGCUUGGGUGGAGCUGUCUGACUCAGGCUUCAGAGAUUGACCGGAAAGGCAGCAAGGAGUUUGGAAUAGUCUAUAUGCUUGGCUAAGGCCUUAUUUCUUCAGUUGAAAUAAACCAGUUGGGUGCUGAGGUUGAAGCUGGACAGUCCCAGAAGACCAGCAAAAUCAAGGUUCCGUGGCUUCACCCUGCUGCUCACCUUCCUCAUUUAUACCUGUUAUCACAUGUCCAGGAAGCCAAUCAGCAUUGUCAAGAGCCGUCUGCACCAGAACUGCUCAGAGCUGAUCAAACCCAUCAAUGAUACCCACAGUUUAAAUGAUACCUCGUGGUGCAGCUGGAGUCCAUUUGAUAAAGAUGACUACAAGGAAUUACUGGGGGCUGUGGAUAAUGCCUUCCUUGUGGCCUAUGCCAUCGGCAUGUUUAUCAGUGGAAUUUUUGGGGAGCGGCUCCCCCUCCGUUAUUACCUUUCAGCUGGAAUGCUGCUCAGUGGCCUUUUCACCUCCCUCUUUGGCCUGGGAUAUUUCUGGAAUAUCCAUGUACUCUGGUACUUUGUGCUCAUCCAGAUCUGUAAUGGACUUGUCCAGACCACAGGCUGGCCCUCAGUGGUGGCUUGUGUCGGCAACUGGUUCGGGAAAGGGAAGCGGGGGUUCAUCAUGGGCAUCUGGAAUUCCCAUACAUCUGUGGGCAACAUCCUGGGCUCCCUGAUCGCCGGCAUCUGGGUGAACCAAGAGUGGGGUCUGUCAUUUAUUGUUCCUGGUGUCAUCACAGCUAUCAUGGGCAUUAUCACCUUCCUCUUCCUCAUUGAAUACCCAGAAGAUGUGGACUGUGCCCCUCCACAGCACCACGAUGGGUCAGACAAGGACCAGGACAACCCUGAGGACCCUGAAAACAGUCCCUACACUAAUAGGGAGAGCAGCCAGGAGACCAUGACCAGCUGCUCCAAGGAGCCUGUGGCCAUCAGCUUCCUGGGGGCACUCAAAAUCCCGGGUGUGAUCGAGUUCUCUUUCUGUCUGCUCUUCGCCAAGCUGGUCAGUUACACCUUCCUCUACUGGCUGCCACUUUACAUCUUCAAUGUGGCUCACUUUGGUGCCAAGGAGGCUGGGGAUCUGUCUACGCUCUUUGAUGUUGGUGGCAUCAUAGGUGGCAUCAUGGCAGGGCUCAUCUCUGACUACACCAACGGCAGAGCCACCACUUGCUGCAUCAUGCUGAUCUUGGCUGCCCCCAUGAUGUUCCUGUACAAUUACAUUGGCCAGAAUGGGAUUGUCAGCUCCAUAGUGAUGCUGAUUAUUUGCGGGAUGCUGGUCAAUGGUCCUUAUGCACUUAUCACCACAGCAGUCUCUGCUGAUCUGGGCACUCACAAGAGCCUGAAGGGCAAUGCUAAGGCCCUCUCCACUGUCUCAGCCAUCAUCGAUGGCACGGGCUCCAUAGGUGCUGCUCUGGGGCCCCUGCUGGCUGGACUCAUUUCCCCCACAGGCUGGAACAAUGUCUUCUACAUGCUCAUCUCUGCUGACAUCCUGGCCUGCUUGUUGCUCUGUCGGUUGGUGUACAAAGAGAUCCUGGCUUGGAAGUCAUCCCUGAGCAAAGGCAGAGGCUCUAGUCUGGCCCUAACCCAUCCGCGAUAGUAUUUUCCUCAAGUCCCACAACUUUUGUAUAAAGAAAUAUGAAGCCUCGAUUGGAAAAGAAGUGUGGAGGGUCCCUGUUGGGUCCCCAAAGCACUCCACAUGGGCAAGACAAUGGAAAUUUCUACUGACAGGUGAGGCAAAGCCUCCUGAUCCAACACCAGCCGACCUAGCCCAACCCAUGAAGCUGCUAAGGGUACAGAAAAUUCUCUGUGGGAAGGGACUGCCAAGCCAAGGACAUAAAAGGCUCAAGGACUGAGCUCUGAGAGCUGCAAGCAGAAGGGAUGGGAUCAGAGCAGGAGGGAAGGACAUGCAGACUACUUCUUAUUCAGAUUCCAUGACUGAAGGCAAAGACUAUAGGACCAAGGCCUGGAAAAGGUGUCUCUUCUUCGCAUGUUCAAUUCUCAUUUCUGUAAUCACCCAGUUCCUGUAGGAGUCAUCUCUCCUGUUUCAUAGGUGCCCAGCCUCUCUUUGUCUCUUUGUCCACAAAUCAGUCUUCUCUGUGUAUUUCCCCAAGUUGGGUCCUCUUAUUCUACCCCCAUUUGAUCCUGUUGAUAACGUCUUAGGCCAUUUUGAUUAAAGCUUAUGGCUGUUCUUCCAGGGCCAAGACUAUGGUAGGGCAAGAGAGCUGCCUCAGUAAGGGGGCACUUACUCUUGGGCUUGUGUGUGUGCCCAUCCUGACAGCUGAAUGCCUCUUUGCCUCACCCUGGUCCUUAGCCCUUGAUGAUGCCUCAGUGGACAAUGAUAUCAGUGUCAGUGUUAUGGGAAUUGAUGGGGUGAGGCACAACUGAGAAUCCUAGCAUGUGUGGUACACGCUUUGAGAAUGAAUGCCAGUGGAUACUGAGUGUGUACUACACACCAGCUCUAUCAUAGGAAUGAAGUAGACAAUGCACAGUUGAAAAGGAUUCUCACCACUAGCACAAGUACCAGGAUGACAAGAAAUGAGGGUGCUGCUGGUUCUUUUGAGCAGCUGCUAACAUGCUGUUGCUUGGAGCUGUCAGCAGCCCCCUUCUAUCCAGUGUUCUGAUGUGCCUGCUUCUACACCAGGUCCUGGGUGUGACAUGCCAGGCUGACUCCUGGCAUUUUCGACUGACUUCUAUAGCUACCCAUCAGUACUAAUAUAGAUUUCCUUUGCCAGCUGUGCUGUGCUAAUCCUUGACAGGUCCUGGCCCAGCAGCAGCAAGCAGGGUUCACAGGGUUUGUUGAACUAGGGUCCCAGGAGCACACAUUUGGUGUGCAUUCAUGGAGGGCAUGCUAAUGACAUUGAUGACUUGCGGAACAUGCUGGAAGCCUCCAGCCUCAUAGAAGAUACAGCCAUUGUAUUUACUGGGAUACUGGGUGGGCUGGUGCAGUACCCUGGAUACACAGGUUAAAAUAAGUUGUGUUUGCUACAGUGGUAACACCUAGGGGAGUCUCAUGUGCUUGAUACACACUUUGGCUCUGGAAGGAGUCAGUCAGAGAUCUCUAAGUCUUCAGAGCCUACAGGGGCAGGACCUAUGAUAUAUGGCUUUAUGUUCAGAAUUUAUGAUUACUUCUCACAAGACCGGAAAGAUUUAUCUGACUUUAACACCUAGGAGGGAUAGGCUUAAGGAGAAGCUGUGUUACUUUUAAGAGCCACUAGAUGGUGAUACAAUCCUGUGGUAGAGUCCAGCGUGGGCAGGUGUUGCGGCCCUGCUUCCUGGAAAGGAGAGUGCAGAGGUUUCCUUACUGGCCCUCUCUGCUGGGGAUGAUGGUCAGGGGAGAAGGUGUGGCUCUUCUGGAGGUCUUCUCUUCCCUACCUUCACUGUUAACUAGCUUUACACCUAUUUCCUUUUCUAGAAAAUGGUAAUAACAUUCCCUACCUCAUAGGAGUGGUGUGGAAAGGAGAUCAUGCCCUUAAGGAACUUGUCUCAUCAGGGAUAAUAUAAGGGAUAUGAAUAGGCUUAUAAAUGACACAAGCCUCCCGCUGCCACUUGCAGCAUUUUAUCACCUCUGCUCUCAUCCAUCCUCUUCCCCAAUCUGCUGCAUAGCACUGGUGUCUGUCAUAAAUGGAUGCCAUGCUGCUCUACUAAGACUAAACUCCCACAGGACAAAGGAGUGAAGAAAGAAAAUGGCAGCCCACCUGUCACGUUUCUAAGCUUGUCCCUUCCUGCCCACCUCUCACUAUUUGCAGCAACUGAAUCAGUUGAGCAUCUGCCUGUUUAGCCAACAACUCUUAAGGCGAUCUGAAGGGAGACUCCAGCACUAGGAUCUCUGGGAAAUGAACAAGACAUAUCAGCUCCUCUCAGCAGAUAAGUCUGGCAGUGGAGAGAAGCAAGAAACACUGUGGGGCUCAGAGCAUGGCCUUGGAAAUGAGGGCUUGGGCUGUGGCUGGGCAGUUGGGGAAAGCUCCAAAAGCUGGGGGUUCCACAGUGCUGAGAUCUGCCCCUUGGCACUCACCAUCUAGGGCCAGGCUGCCCGCCCUCCUCAGCUCUGGGCAUUGACUGUUCACUAGAGGCCUGGUACCUGCCUUCUCUCUGGGCCUCUGCACUCACACGGGGCUAAUGCAGGAGCAUUACGUUAAUUAGUUAUUCAUUUAAUUUAACUUCACAUUUGGUCUCAAUUAAGCUUAAAAUGUUCUUCCUCGUAGAUGCUACAAUAGCACUUGUAAUUAAAAAGCAAUAAUUCUUUGCGUUUCUCCUUUAGAGAUCCAUUGGGAGGUUGGCUAGUGUGUGUGGGACUAGUGUUGGUGGAAGGGUAUUGGGGGAGGAGGAGGUAAGAAGCAAUGGAAAGAAAGGGAAAGAAGCUCUCAAUAGAGCUUAGCAUUAUGAAGCUACCAUGAAGACUAGUAAUUGGGAGGAGAAACUCAACAUGCCAUGGGGAUCUGGGAUUGAGGUGUAGAGAGUGGGUGCAGAGAACCCUAGGAAGUGGAUAAAACAACAGACCUUGCACAUAAGGUUGUGGGAAUGAAGAGAGGGCCAAUGGAGCGUAGGAGACAUUCCUGAUAGCUGGAAGAUGGGACCAUAUAUUCCAUAGUAGGUAGAUAGAAUGUGUUCCCUCCCCACAAGAGAUGUCUGUAACCUAAUUCCCAAAACCAGUAAAUAUGUCACUUUACCUGACAGAUGUGAUAAAAAUUGUGGAGGCACUACCCCACCUUGCUAGGUGGGCCCAUGUAACCACAGGGCUCCUUAUAAAUCAGAGAGAGAAGCAGGAGUGUCAGCUGGAAGAUGUUAUCCUGCUGGCUUUGAAGACUGAGAAAGCAUCCAAUGGCCAGGGAAUGUGGGCAACUUAGAGAAGCUGGAAAAGGCAGGGGAAUGUAUUUCCCCCUAGAGUCUCCAAAGUCUUGUCUUUAGCUCCAUGAAACGCAUUUCUGACUUCUAACCUCCAAAACCAUAAUAUAAUAAAUUUGUACUAUUUUAAA
Messenger RNA from Marmota monax (woodchuck), 11197 nucleotides. RefSeq names its product solute carrier family 37 member 2 (gene Slc37a2). The transcript is spliced from 19 exons. The record is from RefSeq and is a predicted model, not a curated record. Gene Ontology annotation, cellular component: endoplasmic reticulum membrane. NCBI's taxonomy places the organism in Eukaryota, Metazoa, Chordata, Mammalia, Rodentia, Sciuridae. Gene Ontology annotation, molecular function: glucose 6-phosphate:phosphate antiporter activity. The coding region runs from base 6424 to 7821 and encodes 465 amino acids. Gene Ontology annotation, biological process: glucose-6-phosphate transport; phosphate ion transmembrane transport.